Miscanthus lutarioriparius is the source of this 222-nucleotide messenger RNA. The record is from the annotation of a GenBank genome assembly. NCBI's taxonomy places the organism in Eukaryota, Viridiplantae, Streptophyta, Magnoliopsida, Poales, Poaceae.
AUGAUCCUGUGCUCCGUUUUGCAGCCAGUGUGGCACUGCGUGUGCUGCGGAGGCACGGUCGACAAGCUGUUGCCGGAGUCGUUCUUCACCAUGCAGGCGUCCACCAUCCAUGAUGAAGGAUCGCUCGAUCUGUCAGCAGCCUCCGUCGCACUCUGCCCCUUCUGCGGCAUCCUGCUGCAGAGGUCCAUGCCAGCGUUCCUGCUCUCCACCUCGCCGGCUUAG